Messenger RNA from Capsella rubella, 633 nucleotides. Its product is annotated as heavy metal-associated isoprenylated plant protein 17. Gene Ontology annotation, molecular function: metal ion binding. The transcript has 6 exons. Lineage: Eukaryota; Viridiplantae; Streptophyta; Magnoliopsida; Brassicales; Brassicaceae. Bases 1 to 633 code for a protein of 210 amino acids. The record is from RefSeq and is a predicted model, not a curated record.
AUGAAUUUUGAAGAUUGCGCAAAAAAGAUCAGAAAAGUUGCUUGCCAAGUCGAUGUAAAAUCAUGCAUAACAUAUGUGGAUGAUGAAAAAGUCAUAAUCAGUGGUGAAUUCAAUUUGCAUAAAUUACUGAAGACUCUCAAGAAAAAAACUGGUAAAAAGAUAGAAGUUGUGAUGAAGACUGAGAAAUUGGUUGAAGAUGAUGAACCUGAGACUGAGACACCUGAGGUAGUUCAAAAUCAAGAUAAUAAAGAUGAAAUAGUUCCACAAAAUGAUGAUAAACUUGAAACAAGUAUGAUGGAAGUGGAAUUCGAUAUACCACUACUCUAUGAAGAAUAUGAGAAAUAUUUUGAAAAAGUUAUUUCCAAAUUCGAAGGUGUUGAAACAUAUGGAACGGAUGUAGAAAAUAAAAAGAUUGUGGUCAUUGGUAACUUUGACAAGGAUCGAUUGUUGAAAAAACUUGACAAGAAGUCUGCAAGACUUAACCGAAAGAUUCAACAAGCGGAAAAGGAGGCUGAAGAACACAAAAUAAUUGAAGAGUUUUGUGAGAAUCUCGACAAGGAGGCUGAAGAACGCAAAAUAAUGGCGGAGUUUUGUGAGGAAAUCGACAAUGGUAGAAGUAUAUAUCUCACUUGA